Molecule: messenger RNA, 711 nt
Organism: Penicillium subrubescens
Lineage: Eukaryota; Fungi; Ascomycota; Eurotiomycetes; Eurotiales; Aspergillaceae
Product: uracil phosphoribosyltransferase
Exons: 3
Coding region: 1-711 (236 amino acids)
Source: RefSeq, a predicted model, not a curated record
AUGUCCCUCCCCUCCAAUAUCCACAUCUCCACCCACCCCUGCCUCCAGGCCAAGCUCUCUCAGCUCCGCUCGCAGAAUACCACCCCGCGCGAGACAAGGGCGCUGGUCGAGGAGAUUGCCUCCAUCCUGGGUGUGGAGGCGUUUGCUCAGGGACUGACAUUGACCAAGACGGGGACUGAUCGCACCCCGCUCGGUGUUGAGUAUGAAACCUCCAGUAUUGAUCCAGCUGAUUUGGUACUGGUGCCUAUUCUACGGUCGGGACUGGGCAUGAUUGAUGCUAUAAACGCCCUCCUCCCAACCGCAGUCCCAAUCUACCACCUCGGCCUCUUCCGCGAACCCGUCGGCCUCCAACCAGUAGAAUAUUACAACAACCUCCCCUUCCACAAAUCCGCCCUCUCCCCUUCCUCCCCCGCAUCCACAAACCCAACCGCCAAUACCGCCGCCUCAACUCUGGCAAUCCUGCUAGACCCCAUUAUCGCCACGGGAGCUACUGCCGAUGCAGCUAUCCAGACCCUCCGUGACUGGGGCGUGCAGCGGGUGAUUAUGUUGAGUGUGUUGGCUAGUGUGGAGGGGGUGAAGAGGGUGGCGGAGAGUUGGGAGGGGGUGCAAGUUUGGGUGGGCGCGGUGGAUGAGAAGGUAAAUGAGAAGGGCAUGAUCGUUCCAGGUGUGGGGGAUAUUGGGGAUCGCUUGUUUGUUGCUCUUGGGAAGUAG